CCUCCUGCAGCCUGUCGGGCGCAGAGAUGCGCUGCACUUGUCCGGCGUAGAUCGCGGCUGCUGUUUGUUUCCUUUCCUUAUUUCCUUCGUGUCAUGGCCUCUGUGCGGACUGGAAGCCCACGGUGACAUGCGUCCACGGAGCGCUGAACCUGUUCCCUCCCGCGCGGCACAAACCCCGUGAAGCAGCAGGCCGUGUCUCCUCCGCACCCACGAUCAUGUCGGGGAAUCAUUACAAAGGCCACGAAGUCAGCUGCUGCAUCAAAUACUUCAUCUUUGGAUUCAACAUCCUGUUCUGGCUGCUGGGCAUGGCCUUAGUGGGAAUCGGACUGUGGGCGUGGAGCGAGAAGGGGGUCCUGUCCAACAUCUCAUCUAUCACAGACCUGGGGGGUCUGGACCCAGUCUGGCUCUUCAUGGUGGUUGGGGCGGUUAUGUUCAUCCUGGGCUUUGCCGGAUGCAUCGGAGCGCUGCGGGAAAACACGUUUCUACUGAAGUUUUUCUCAGUGUUCCUUGGAAUCAUCUUCUUCCUGGAGUUAACGACGGGAGUUCUGGCGUUUGUCUUUAAGGACUGGAUUAAAGACCAGCUCAACCUGUUCAUCAACAACAACAUCCGGGCGUAUCGGGACGACAUCGAUCUGCAGAACCUCAUCGAUUUCACUCAGGAAUAUUGGGAGUGCUGUGGUGCUUUCGGAGCAGAUGACUGGAACCUGAACAUCUAUUUUAACUGCACUGAUGGAAAUCCCAGUCGGGAAAAGUGCGGCGUUCCCUUCUCCUGCUGCACCAAGGACCCAGCGGAGGAUGUGAUCAACACUCAGUGUGGCUACGACAUUCGAGCCAAACCAGACUCAGAGCAGAAGGACCACAUCAACGUUAAAGGCUGCGUGCCCCAGUUUGAGAAGUGGCUGCAGGACAACCUCACGCUGGUGGCUGGGAUCUUCAUCGGAGUUGCGCUCCUGCAGAUUUUUGGAAUUUGUUUGGCUCAGAACUUAGUGAGCGACAUCGAGGCUGUGCGGGCGAGCUGGGUGCCCCCCCCUCUCUCCAUGCGCCGACUCCCACCAUACUCCAGCAAGAAAGCGUCGGCUUACUACUCGUGAGACACUCGCACACACACCCGUGUGUGUUUGUCACCGUUUCUUUACCUAAUGCAGCGUUUGAGGAUCAGCUCCAACUUUGACAUCACCGUCGGGGAGCAUCAGCACUGAUCACGGCACCGUUCCCUUCACUGAACCAGCACCUUUGUUCCAAGGCACUAAUAUGUGAAAUGACUUGUAUAUAAACACUGUGAGUAACUACUGUACAAAGACUGAGCGCACUCUUAGCGUACGCUGUGCUCCAGGUUUGAUAGCUACAUCUAGAUAGAAGUUUUGAUAAUGUUUUUGAUAUUAGAUAUUUUUCACUGUAGUCAUUACGGCCCAUCGUUAGGACUGCGGCUCGUGCUCCUCACACUCAACCACUCGCUUCCUCUACCUUUGCAUAAGUUGUGCUUGACUGCAGCACCGUAGGGAGGAAUCUGUUAGUGGAGCGCUGUGGAUAUCUUUGCAUACUGACAGCAGCUGAGCAUGCUGUAAAUACACAUUACGAAUGAAAGAAGGGAUCACUUCAAUGACUUGAUUCUCUACUGAAGAAUGGAAGUGUUUGAGGAUGUUGCUGCCACUUUCAUCACCACUUUGUAGCUCUGCUGGAGUGGAUAGCUAAACUCCCACUGCCCUACCCCUCGCUCCGGUGUGACACCUCAGUAUUCUUUAAUCGGCUCAUUCCAGAUUGAAAUCCGUUUUAUUGAAGAACUCCACCUUAGAGCUCGUUGUGAUCAGACUGACUGGGAAGUUAAAAGACAGAAAACGUUCUUCUGUUUAAAGAGGAUUUAUUAUUUCUUUGAUCUAUUUAAAGGCAGAAGUGGCAACAACUGUAGCUUCUCUCAGUGCUGCUUGGCUCAAAGGGAACCAGUUCCCAUGGACUCAACUUUACAGUAUUUUAAAACAGCGGUCCCCAACCUUUUUUGCACCACGGACCGGUUUAUGUCCGACAAUGUUUUCACAGACCGGCCUUUAAGGUGUCGCGGAUAAAUACAACAAAAUAAAACCAGUGCUGGUACCAAAAAAGAGAAGAUUUAUUCAUAACACACGGGAAAAGACCCAGGGAAACCGAGUUAGCGAUGAAACCGAUAAAAAAAAUAACGAUAAAAACUCUCAAAACCAUGAAUUUCACACUCGAGCCUCAACUUUCACAGCCCUCAGCGACUCACGGAGCGGCCGAUGGCCCGGGGGCUGGGGACCGCUGCUUUAAAGCAUAUUUACGUUCUGGGACAAAAAACAGACACAUUAGUAACAUAUCUAUAGUGGGCUGCUUCUAAAGAACUCAUUCACCUGGACAACUGAAAUGUGGGUGUGGCAUCUUUGACAGGUAUAUCAGCACAGGUAGCUGACACUGCAGGCCUCACCUUUGAACCUGACCCCGCACUUUUAGAAUUGUUAUUGGCUCGUCUGACUCAUAACUCGGCUCCCUGUGUGGUGCAGACAGUUCUGGUGACACUCUGGUGUUUUAUUAGUCUGUUUAUUUUAUGGAUCUUACUAAUGAAGCUAAUAGCACUGGCUGAGAGUUAGCGCUCCACCCUCUAGUCUAUAUAAGCUAACCUGUGGCUCCACAGAGCUAACAUGGCAGCAGCCCAAACCUUCACUUCUCAGCUUUAGAAUUAAAAAAAUGUGACACCACUUUGUUUUUGUCUGUUUGAUAUCAUCUGUGGAAAAUACAGUAAAGGAAACACCCUGUUGAAAAUGUUAGUACAUUUCAGUUUGCAUCACAAACGGUCACAAUGUGACUAAACUAGAAAACACAGAGUUCAGCUGAGGCUGAUCUGAGGCUCCAGCUGGGCUUUGGUGGUUUAUCUCAAAAACAAAGCUACAUGUGACUCCACCCAAAACAUAUCCUGACACUGUUGCUCAGUAAAGUCACAGCUUUGGAUACAAAGGGAAGAAAAUGAUUCUGAAAACCAAUAAAAAUGACCUGUUCAGUUACAGUAACUAAUGAUUCUUAGUGUAAGCAUUACAUGUUACAAUGUAACCCAUUACAUGAAGGACAAAGUAAGAUGUUUAAAGAAAGUCGUUUGGGUAAUUUGACAGUUACUGGCUGGUGUUCUCGCUCCAUCACAUGUGAAGAAAUGAGUCAUUUUUUACACUUCUGCUGUUUUCAGGUGUCCCUCUGAUUCUACUCGUUGGUUUGUUCAUGUCCUGAUUCACACGUCUACAUAACGUUACGUUUGGUGAGAAUAAUCAUCCUCAGUGUUUCAUAUCCAGCGUUUUUCACUUGAAUGAAAACAAGCGUCUGUGCUCCGUGUUUCCUUUGGUGAUUUAAAGUGAUUUGAUUGGCUCACAGCAUGUCCUUGUAUUAAUGUGCUAACUACAUUGUUUUCCUUGUUACGCUGGUUAGAAAGUGUCCCCGGAGCUCCACAGAGUUCUUUUCUACUCACAAAGGGAUCAAUAAUGUUUUUGAUAAUAAAUAUGUAUUUUACAAUGAACCUGGUUUUCUAACUCUAAAUCUGUCAGUACUACUGAAUCUGCAGUGAUACUUUUGGAGGUGGUUGACCACAGAACGCCACAGACACUGGACUGUAACUGCCUCCUGUGAUGUCUUUGUCUCAAACUGUUGGACUGCUUUUAAUAUUAAUAAAGGUGAUGACAUUACUGAUCA
Messenger RNA from Oreochromis niloticus (Nile tilapia), 3681 nucleotides. It is a transcript of the gene tspan5a, whose product is annotated as tetraspanin 5a. Gene Ontology annotation, cellular component: plasma membrane. The transcript has 11 exons. Lineage: Eukaryota; Metazoa; Chordata; Actinopteri; Cichliformes; Cichlidae. The record is from RefSeq and is a predicted model, not a curated record. Bases 216 to 1091 code for a protein of 291 amino acids.